Neoarthrinium moseri is the source of this 864-nucleotide messenger RNA. RefSeq lists its product as uncharacterized. The coding region runs from base 1 to 864 and encodes 287 amino acids. The record is from RefSeq and is a predicted model, not a curated record. Gene Ontology annotation, molecular function: zinc ion binding; DNA binding. NCBI's taxonomy places the organism in Eukaryota, Fungi, Ascomycota, Sordariomycetes, Amphisphaeriales, Apiosporaceae. The transcript has 5 exons.
AUGUCUUACCGCAUCGAAGUAUCUCCCAACAACCGUGCCGGUUGCAAAGACACAGUCUGCAAGAACAGCGGUACCAAGAUCACCAAGGGUGAGAUCCGCUUCGGUGCCUGGGUCACUUUCCAGGAGCAUGGAAGCUGGCACUGGCGACACUGGGGCUGCGUCUCGGGCGCUUCCAUUGCCAAUCUCCAGCAGAACAUUGAGCGCAAUGGCGAGUACGACUGGGACAUGAUUGACGGCUGGGAGGAGUUGGAGGAUCACCCUGAGGUCCAGGAGAAGAUCAAGCGCGUUAUCAACCAGGGACAUAUUGAUCCCGAGGACUUCAAAGGCGAUCCUGAGUUCAACAAGCCUGGUCAGAAGGCUAUUCGAGGCCGACCAAAGAAGGCCAAGGCCAAGGCUGACGAUGAAGAUGAGGCCGAAGACGCCCCACCCAGCUCUGCCCCGAAGCCGGCCAAGCGUGGUCGCAAGAAGGCCGAUGCUGGCGAUGACGAUGAGGAGGCCCAGCCGAAGAAGAAGUCUAGAAAGUCUGCCGGCAAGGCCGAUGACGAUGAAGAGGAGAAGCCUGCCAAGAAGGCAAGGGCCAAGAAGUCUGCCAAGAAGGCCGCCGUCAAGGACGAAUCUGACGACGAGAGCGAAGAGGAGAAGCCUGCUCCAGUCAAGAAGGUCCGAGGCCGAAAGGCUGCUGCGAAGAAGGAGCCGACUCCCGAAGAAGACGAUGAGGAGAUGGCCGAGGAGGAGGAAGAGGAAGAGAAGCCUGCACCCAAGACCAAGGCUAGGGCCGGCCGCAAAUCGAAGGCGACUGCUGCUGCUGCUGACGAAGAACCCGCCCCGGCAAAGCCCAAGCGCGGCCGUCCCAAGAAGGCUUAA